Molecule: messenger RNA, 2087 nt
Organism: Pipistrellus kuhlii (Kuhl's pipistrelle)
Lineage: Eukaryota; Metazoa; Chordata; Mammalia; Chiroptera; Vespertilionidae
Gene: KDM8
Product: lysine demethylase 8
Exons: 7
Coding region: 1-1251 (416 amino acids)
Cellular component (GO): nucleus
Molecular function (GO): histone H3K36 demethylase activity
Source: RefSeq, a predicted model, not a curated record
AUGGCAGAAGAUGGCAACCGAGACGCGCCCGCGGCAGGGCUGGGGGCCCUUUGGGGGGCCCUCCGGGCGCUGCUGCCCCGCACGAAAGAGGAGCUGCGGUUGGACCUCGGGGAGAGCGUGGAGAGGAGUGUGGUGCUGCUGCUGCAGCAGGCUGCCGACCUCUUCUACGGGGGCCGGAGGAGCGAGUGUCUGCAGACGAGUGAGGUGGUCCUGGACUACUCCUGGGAGAAACUCAACACCGGGCUGUGGCAGGACGUGGACAAAGACUGGCGUCGGGUGUACGCCUUCGGCUGCCUCCUGAAAGCCGUGUGUCUGUGUGAAGCGCCCGGGGACGCGACCACCGUGGCCGCAGCCCUCAGAGUCUGCGACAUGGGCCUGCUGAUGGGAGCGGCCAUCUUCGACGACAUCCUCAUUAAAGUCGCCGCUGUCCUUCAGGCGCACCUCCUCCCCGGGAAGAGGCCCGCCCACAUUCCGGCCCCGGAGCAGCCCUGCUUAAAGAAGGCCAGGAACAGCCAUGUUUCGAUCCCCGAUCUGCGGUCAGAGAGAGCAGUCCCCCGGCUUCGCUGUCCGUCGCUGCAGCAUUUCCGGAAGCAUCAUUUGGUCCCACAGACGCCGGUGAUCUUGGAAGGCGUGGCUGACCACUGGCCGUGCAUGAAGAAGUGGAGCUUGGAGUACAUACAAGAGGUUGCCGGCUGCCGGACUGUCCCGGUGGAAGUGGGCUCCAGGUACACGGACGAGGAAUGGUCCCAGAGGCUCAUGACGGUCAGUGAGUUCAUCGACAGCUACGUCCUGAACGAGCCGAGGGACGUCGGGUACCUGGCCCAGCACCAGCUCUUCGACCAGAUCCCGGAGCUGAAGCAGGACAUCAGCAUCCCUGACUACUGCUGCCUGGGCGACGGGGAGGAGGAGGAGAUCACCAUCAACGCCUGGUUCGGGCCCCCCGGCACCGUGUCCCCCCUUCAUCAGGAUCCCCAGCAGAACUUCCUGGCCCAGGUGCUGGGGAGGAAGUACAUCCGCCUGUAUUCCCCGCAGGAGUCGGAAGCUGUGUAUCCUCACGACACGCACCUCCUCCAUAACACGAGCCAGGUGGACGUGGAGAAUCCCGACCUGGAGAGGUUCCCCGGGUUCGCCGAGGCCCCGUUCCUGUCCUGCAUCCUGUGCCCGGGAGAGCUGCUGUUCAUCCCCGCGAAGCACUGGCACUACGUGCGGGCCCUGGACCUGAGCUUCUCCGUCAGCUUCUGGUGGUCGUAGCUGCUCUGUCCUGGCCAGCCGUGUGCGGCCAGAGCCCAGGACACGGGCCGGGCGGCGAGGCGUGGGCAUGGCCAGGCCUGACGCGUUUGGGAAAUGGCGGGCAGCGUGUGCCCUGGCAGAGCCUGGGCUCUGAGGUGGGCUGCCUGCGUCCAAACCCGGCCCCGUUGCUUAAGUGCCGUGUGGUUUGGGCAAGUGUGUCACCACCUGGCACACGGGGCCCUGGUCCUCCUCAUGGGGUCUGGGAGGUGGAGCAUGUGCAGAGCUGGGCAGUCAUGCCUGUCACACAGCUGCCAUGACGGGGCCUCUCCACGCCAUGGCCUGCAGGCCCUGGAGCAGGUGGGCGUGGCCUGGUCACGGGAGAGGCCUGCCAGCCUGCUGAAGAGCUCAGACUCUGCUGGGCAAUGGGAAGUCCAGGGACACACUUCCUUUUGGCAGUUUCUUUUUUUAAUUAUUCAUUGAUUUGGGGGAGAGGAAGGCAGAGAGAGACAUCAGUUUGUUAUAUAUGCCUUCGCUGGUUGACUCUUACAAGACCGGGAUUGAACAUGCAACCUUGGCCUAGCAGGACGACACUCCAGCCGAGCUCCGUUUCGUGCCGUCACUGCUGAGGUGGGACCUGCCUCGGGGACUGCGCUGGUCUCAGCAUGAGUGGGUGCGUUCCCUGGCGCCCUCCCAGGAGGCUGUCCCAAAGCAAGAACGGGAGCCCUCCAGCGUCCAGCAGUCCCUCCUGGCCCGGGGGCUGCAGCCUGCCAGCUACUGCUCUCUGGGGAGAGGCCCGGACGGCAGGCUCUCCGUGUACGUGUACUCGUUUGCAUAAAUGUGCUGGUUCUGUUUGUAUA